Messenger RNA from Coregonus clupeaformis (lake whitefish), 3641 nucleotides. RefSeq names its product netrin-3-like. The transcript has 7 exons. The record is from RefSeq and is a predicted model, not a curated record. Bases 443 to 3061 code for a protein of 872 amino acids. Gene Ontology annotation, molecular function: protein binding. NCBI's taxonomy places the organism in Eukaryota, Metazoa, Chordata, Actinopteri, Salmoniformes, Salmonidae.
UUUUGACUUAUUCUUUGGUCUGUGUAUGUUUUUUCAAAAAUCAACCCUUAUGGUGGGUUGCGACUCAAAAGGCACCUCAAUUGGUGGGUCACGAAGCAAAAAGAUUUGGGAACCCCUGUAUAUACCGUCCCUUCCCCCUAGCCCUGACUAUACAGUACCUACCAGACACCCCCUCCCCCUCCCGCGAAACCCUGACGCCGAUCAAUUAAUGAGGCUCAGUUUUUAGCGGGCCGUUCGGGUUCCCAGCUGGAUAUGUCGCAACACGUGUGGAAUUCUCAGGGGGCGCACACCGGACCUCUGGAAUGCGGUGCGGCGGGACAGGGGCCGCAGUCGGACCGCUCGUCACCUCAGCCGCCGGCCGUGGCGUUUCCAAUAACGACACCCCAAAACAUACGCCUGAUACGCCUCAUCUGCCCGAUCCCACAGAGCUAGGCUCGAUGACAUGAUGUUCCUGCCCGUCUCCCCUCCCCCCUCCUUCUCCCUCCCUUUUCUCCUACUUCUCCUCACUUUCCUCCCUUCUUCCCUCCUUUCCCGUUCACUCUCUCACUCCCCUCUGAGCUGGACUUCUCCCCAUGACCCCUGCUACCACCUGGAUGGGCGUCCGCGACACUGCCUGUCGGAAUUCAUCAAUGCCGCCUACGGUGUCCCUGUCAGUGCCGCCCACUCCCUCCGAGGACCUCCUGACCAAAAUGCUGUUAAUGUCAGCUCCCUCACGGACCUCCACAACCCCUACAACCUGACCUGCUGGACAGCCCAGGUGGGAGGCCCCGAUAAUGGGGACUGGGUUCUCACCCUCCCCCUGGGCCGGCGCUUCGAGGUCACCUACAUCAGCCUGCAGUUCUGCCAGCAGGGGGAGCCGUCGGAUCCGGUCUCCAUCUCUGUGCUCAAAUCCAUGGACCACGGGCGCACCUGGAGGCCCAUGCAGCAUUACUCCAGCGACUGCCUCGGGAGGUUUGGGCUCCAGGCCCAGACGGUGGCCCAGACCAGACACCAGGAGACCGAGCCUCUAUGCUCAGAUCCCCGGCCUCUGCAGAGGCACCGGGGUGGCAUGGUGCUGGCCUUCUCCACCCUGGAUGGAAGGCCCUCCUCCCCAGACUUUGACUACAGCCCCACCCUGCAGGACUGGGUGACGGCCACGGACAUACGGGUGGUCUUCCACCAGAUGACCCAGUUCCAGCAGACCAAGUUGGGGAGUUCGGAGGAUAGGGGGGUGGGUGAGGGAUUGGGAGCAGGUAGUGGGGUUCUGAGGUGGAGAGUGGGGUCGAAGAAUGAAGCUGUGGUGGGUCAGGUGAAUGGGGACAACAACGCUUGGGGGUUUGUGGAGAAGGAUAUGAAAAAGACAGAAAAACAAGGGAGGAGCAGAGGAGAGAAAAUGGACAAAUCCGGGCGGAGGGGUCACAAUAAAGGGUCGGGGGGUCAGGGAGAGGACGGACACAAUGUGACCCGGAAGGAUUUAGAACGAGACACUCAGGAAAUGGACACCUCCAAGAGAGGGAACGGUAAAGGAAAAGGGCGUGGCCGCAAAAGGGAGGGGGGCCACCAUUGGAGUCCGUGCCAGGAAGGCGGCGUCUGUGAUUGGACAAUCGAGGGCCAGGGGCGGGACAAUAAGAGGCGGGAACUGAGGAGGAGGAGAAACAACAAUCGGAACUCCAAAGCGAGAGCGAAUCAGAAUCUCCAGCUAGCUCCUCCCUCCCCACUGAUCUCCGCCCCCCCUGUCAGGCCCCCCCUGGCCCUCUCGGACCUGCAGGUGGGUGGCAGGUGUAAGUGUAACGGGCAUGCCUCGCGGUGUCGUCAUGAUGACACGGGACGGGCGGUGUGUGUGUGUGAGCACCACACAGCGGGGGCAGACUGCGACGUAUGUGAGGACUUCUACUAUGACAGGCCCUGGCAACGAGCCACGCCCAGUCAGCCACACCCGUGCGUCCCAUGUGAGUGUAACGGCCACUCCUCUAAGUGUCGGUUCAGCAUGGAGGUGUUCCAACAGUCGGGCCGGCGCAGCGGGGGGGUGUGUCUGAAGUGUCGGCAUCAUACAGCAGGACGCCACUGCCAGUACUGUCAGAACGGAUACGCCCGCGACCACGGCAAGCUCCCCAACCACCACAAGGCCUGCCAAUUGUGUCAGUGUCACCCUAUGGGUGCUGUGGGUCGCUGGUGUAACCAGACAUCAGGACAGUGUUUGUGUCGGGAUGGGGUAACAGGACUGAAGUGCAACCGCUGCGCCCCUGGCUACAAACAGGGGCGCUCCCCCCUCCGGCCCUGCAUCCGAAUCCAGGAGGUGACAGCCCCCACCACACCUGUGUACCAGCCCCAGUACAGCAUAGAUGAAGAGUGUGUAUCGUAUUGCCAGCCAUCGCUGGUUAAAGUGAGGAUGAACCUGGAGACGUACUGUCUAAAGGACUUUGUCCUGAAGCUACAGGUCAGAGGGAUGGAGCGUUCAGGCCCCUGGUGGCAGUUCUCCGUCUGGAUCCAGACCGUGUUCCGUACGGGGUCUUCCUCCCGUGUUCGCAGGGGCCCUCAGGCACUCUGGGUUCCCGACCGUGACCUGGGCUGCGGCUGCCCCGCCCUCCAGGUGGGCCGCACCUUCCUGCUGAUCGGGGCCGAGGGGCGGGGGCGGAACUGGGGCCCAGAGGAGAGACGGCUGGUCGCCGAUAGAUCCACACUGGCUCUCCAGUGGAGGGAGCACUGGAACCCCAAACUGAGAGGGUUCAGGGGGCAGGACAAGAGGGGCCGCUGCCCCCCAAAAUUGCCCGGGGGUGUCGACCCCCACGGGGGCCACUCAAAGCACCAUCACUCAGAGUACACCCCACCUCACCUUGUGACAGAGAAAGAGACAGAGGUCAAGGUGCACCCACACACACAUUCACAUUCACACAAACCCUCAGAUUCUGUGAAAGACACGGAAGAGGAGGCAGAGAACUCUGUGGCGCUGGACACACACACUCAGACACAGUCCUCCUCACACCACAGACCUGAACCAUCACAAUCCCAGGAACAGCAACAGGAACAGACUCCAUCCCCCUCCACACCCAGUCUCAUAUGUUCCACCCAGACCCCUGUCUGAAAUGCAGGAGGAAAAAGAGAGAGAAAGAACAAGGGAUGAAGAAAUGAAGAAAUAUAGUCAAGCAGAUGGGAUAUAGCCCUUUGCAGUUCUUCUCAUAAGGAGAGGGGGCUGUGAUGAAUGGAGAUGGGAGAGAGGGAACGAGUGCCCUCUGUCAGACUGUAUAAGCACUGGGUUUCCACUGUCCAGAGAAAUGGAGGGAUGAUCAGUUGUUCCCACCAUCUUUCCCUUCAACUUCCAAUGAGGAGAUGAGAGAGGGAGCAGGUUGGUCAUCGGUUCAGAAAUCAAACAUCCAGGUGCUUGAACUAAAAAUGGAAUCAUUGAAAAAAGGGCUCAGACGUUGCCAUUACAAUGUUUUUCUACUGAAUCGGCUUAGUAUUGUUGAAAGUGAAUGAUCACUGUAAAAGUGGCAAUAGAUGUUUUUUAUUGCAUUAUAUAAAGUAAAAUGUUUUCUUAAAAAAGUAUCUGAAAUGUAUUUAUGCUUAGAAACCUUUAGGUAUAUUUUAGGCAAGAAUAGAUCAAGGGUGCUUCAUUCUUUUAUUUUUUGAUGGAUCACGGACACAAUAAAUGUAUAGUAAACUGA